Molecule: messenger RNA, 1641 nt
Organism: Fusarium musae
Lineage: Eukaryota; Fungi; Ascomycota; Sordariomycetes; Hypocreales; Nectriaceae
Exons: 1
Coding region: 1-1641 (546 amino acids)
Source: RefSeq, a predicted model, not a curated record
AUGGAUGACGACUUAUUCGCCUACCAAGUCGACGGUAUUCAGCGCAAAAACUUCCGCUUAACUAGGCCCAUCAACAAUCUAGCCCAGCGAAUAGGAGAAACAGGAGACAUCACCCAUGAAAUCAAGAAAUUCGUCAAUCAACUUUAUGACAGCAUCACUGAUUUAGUCGACAUUUGCGCCGAAUACAUCGACUCAAACAUCCCGCAUGAUCCGAAUAUCAGUGAAAAGAUUGCCUUUGAUACUUGGCGUACUUUCUUUCGCCCUAUUGAGGCGCUUCGUCAAAUCCCUUCGUGUGGAGAAUAUGUUGCGGCACGAAUGUAUCUCUGUGUUGGAUGGGGUUUCUGCCAGGCUCCAGUCACACUUGGUUUCGACCGCAAUGACCUGGCCAGAGAAACAAACCCGUUGUACGAGUUCAUCGCUGAUCUUGAUGAUUUCCUCCUAGAGCCCUUGAAGGAGAUCUGGACGCUCAGUGCAAAUCGCGAGCGUUUCGACUGGGUGUACACGGAUUUUGACUGCCCAUCUUUCCGUGCGACGGUUGGAGCGCUUUCACCACAAGAACAAAAAGACCUUGGCGGUAUCCGACCAAAGGAACACUGGUACAACGACCCAACAGAGUCUGGAGAAUGGUUUCUUUACACAGGAAAGAUGCCACGAUGGGACUGUGACGAGCGAGACUACUAUGAUUGCAAUUGGGAGUGGGAGGGUUCUGACGGCCCCAUCUGUGCAUGGCUAGACUUUCUGAUCGAUAGUGAUCCUCCCCGGCGCCUCGGGCAUGGGGUAGAUAUCUUUCGCAGAUCACGCCAAUUCUGUCUGGAUGCCAAGCAAAAGUCUGAGGCACAUAUCGGACGACAACAACAUCAGGCUUUCCACAAGGUCACUCGUCACCGUCUCCCUGCCGAAUUGCGGAAUCAAAUCCUAGGUUACAUCGAAUAUCGCGACCCAUUUCCUUACCUAGAGAAACUUGACCUCGUAGAGGCCUAUGCCCCCUUCCCCAAAGUCGGCGGAAGCUGCACCCAAUGCGAUAACAGCAAAGAACAAACAGCUGCAAAAAGAACCUGUCCCCAGAAAGCCAUGCACGUAUGGAAUAUGGCCCUGCGCCGGUUUCACACCUUCCACAAGAUCAGCUGCGAAACCUGGUCACUUUGCUCCCACCACGACUGCAAAGGACACCACGACGACUACAGCUGGAAAGUCGACAGAGAUCCUGGCUUCACGGCAUAUCUAGAAUCUCAAGCUGCACGGGGUAAUGAUGGAUUUGUUUCCCUGGACCAAGUUGGCUUCGGGCCUAUGAACCCCAUCCUAGUAGACCCAGUAGAAGACUGGAUACGACACGACGCGCUAUUCAGAGGCAGCGGUAUCUAUAGGGGUUCGCGCGAGGAUGCACUCAUGAUCGGAGGUCUGGGGGGAUUGAAGGAUGCCAUGAUCCAUGGACGAACUUUGGUAAAUGGGUGGGAGGGGGAUGACGGGCUAUCGUAUAACGGCGAGGAGGAGGGCGUCUCGAGUGAGUCACACGCAUGGUGGCACUACGGACGGAAUUUAUUCUCUGAGAAGGUCGCCAAGGGGGUUAUGAGAGAGUUACACUCGGAAACUGACUGUGAGUGGUGUGUCGACGUGACGAACGUAUUUGAUUUGAUCAUGUAG